AUGCAGCUAGUCACGCCACGCACCACCUUUAUUUCCACCUCCGUCUUCUUUUCCGAGAAGGAAUCCAACCCCCAAGCGAGUCACAACGUCCUCUCAGCUUCAUGCCGCUGUCUCCCAGUGGAGCUGCACUUAACCAAACCACGCAGAUUAUCACCAAUUGAGCCCCUGUCCACCUCCGGUCCCACCCUUGAGGCACAUCUCUUCUCCCCCCCACUUGACUCUCCCUUUCCCUCCAGCCACACUAACUCCCCUGCCGUCCAUCUCUCAUCUUUCAUGCAUCCUCCCUGGGAUGAAAUGCCGGCAGGCGAUCAGGCAAUCACGCUUGUACCGGCCCAAUGCCGGUGUCGGUAUUCGAAAGGUCCGUUGGGGUUAGGGGGUGGUGAGGCCGGUUGAUGUGUUCAUGGGGUGCAAUUGCCAUGCUAGUGUGGCGUGGGCGAAUGGUUGUUCCCUGAUGCCUUGCAAGAUCAUAACCCGAGGGUACCGUGGCGAGAAGAUGCUUGAGGAUUGGAGGGCGAGCAGAACAAUACAACGCACCGCCAUCCCAGAGGCUCCAGUGUUCGUGGGCGUUGUCGGGGUCGCUGCGUUCAGAGUCUCCUGCAGUAGUUUGGCGGAAGUCCAAGCGC
This is a messenger RNA of Lindgomyces ingoldianus, 623 nucleotides long. RefSeq lists its product as uncharacterized. The transcript has 4 exons. Lineage: Eukaryota; Fungi; Ascomycota; Dothideomycetes; Pleosporales; Lindgomycetaceae. The record is from RefSeq and is a predicted model, not a curated record. The coding region runs from base 1 to 393 and encodes 130 amino acids.